CCUACAACGACUCGGUGCAGCUGGCGCGGAACGCGGCCUGCCCGGCCGGGCGCUACAACGAGCAGCCGGACGACGCGGUGCCCAACUACCCGAAGCGCGCCUGCCGCUUCGAGCGCUCCCGCCUCGGGCCCUGCGCCGGCCUCGGGCCCCAGCGCGACUUCGGCUACGGCAGCGGCCGGCCCUGCCUGCUGGUCAAGGUCAACCGGGUCAUCAACUUCUUCCCGGGCAAGAACAAGAGCAUCAACAUCGUCUGCGCCGCCAAGCACGAGGAGGACGCGGCCCUGCUGGGCCCCAUGCAGCUCUUCCCCCCCAACGGCACCAUCGACCUCAUGUACUUCCCCUACUACGGGAAACGCGUCCACGUGAACUACACGCAGCCGGUGGUGGCCGUGCAGUUCUCCAACGCCACGGCCAACGUGGACCACCACGUGGAGUGCCGCCUCAACGCCGCCGGCCUCCGCACCGACGACGAGCGCGACAAAUUCGCCGGGCGCGUGGCCUUCCGCCUCCGCAUCAACCGCGACUGACCCCGCCCGGAGCCCCCCGUAGCCCCCCGGCUCC
Molecule: messenger RNA, 561 nt
Organism: Haemorhous mexicanus (house finch)
Lineage: Eukaryota; Metazoa; Chordata; Aves; Passeriformes; Fringillidae
Gene: ATP1B2
Product: ATPase Na+/K+ transporting subunit beta 2
Exons: 4
Biological process (GO): potassium ion import across plasma membrane; intracellular sodium ion homeostasis; intracellular potassium ion homeostasis
Cellular component (GO): sodium:potassium-exchanging ATPase complex
Molecular function (GO): ATPase activator activity
Source: RefSeq, a predicted model, not a curated record